This is a messenger RNA of Salpingoeca rosetta, 1217 nucleotides long. RefSeq names its product serine/threonine protein kinase. Gene Ontology annotation, molecular function: protein tyrosine kinase activity; ATP binding. Gene Ontology annotation, biological process: protein phosphorylation. The coding region runs from base 27 to 923 and encodes 298 amino acids. Lineage: Eukaryota; Choanoflagellata; Craspedida; Salpingoecidae. The record is from RefSeq and is a predicted model, not a curated record. The transcript has 7 exons.
CGACAGCAGCAACAACGAAGGCAGCGAUGGGCGGCUGUGGGAGCAGACCAAGUGGCGAUGAUGAGGAUGCGUUGGGGUUGGACGUGGUGAUGGCUGCGGUGUGUGGGGAGGACAACGAAGAUGCACAGAAACCACGCAUCAUGACACAACGGCCGACGAUGGGCAAGCCGCUUUGCUCAACAGCAAAACCUGCUGGCGGUGAUUUGACGCUUCACACCGGCAGCUACAUGGAUCAAGGGUACAAGAUUCAGUGUUUGGUGGGCAAGCUGCAAGUUUCAAAAGACAACAACCAAGAGGCAUUGAAAGCCAUCGUGCAAAUGGCGCAAGUGCAGGAUACGCACGUCUUGAAACAGAUUGGCUUCUUCCCAUCAAACAAGGCACUCUUCGUUCUGUUUGAGAAUGGCGACAAGACCCUGCUGGAUUAUCUGAAGGAGAAAGGGGACAGCCUGUCGCUGAAGCAAAGGCUGAAGAUAUUGGCAGACAUAUCUGAUGGCAUGGCCGCCCUUGAUGACGCCGGAUUUGCGCACGGAAACCUCAGCUGUGCGACGUGUGUGGUUGAGACGAGUCCGCUUGCCUUCAAGGUUGGGCCGUGGGCCGGACGCUCGGUCCUCAACGCCAUUCGCACCGCGCCCGAACUCCUGCAGGACGGUGCUGACGACGCCGCCACCAGCCACGCAGAUGCAUGGGCGUUUGGGGUGCUGGUGCUCGAGGUGUUUGGCUGCGGCGUUCUGCCUGUUGAUGACCCCGACAAUGACGAGCUGUGGCGCGACAAGAUCACGGCAGGCGACGUCACCCUCCCGACAGAUGCGCUGCCAACCGCUGUUGCCGCUGUUGUUGAUGCGUGUUUCGCUGCGCCAGACAGCAGACCAGACUUUUUCUGGCUCCGGGCAGAGUUCCAGGACCAGUAUGAGCAGUGCACAUGACAGCGUUGCCUCUGUACGUGUGUGUGUGUCUGUGUGUGUGUGUCUGUCUGUGUGUGUCUGUGUAUGUGUGUCUGUGUGUCUGUGUGUGUAUGUCUGACGUUUGUGGAAUCGGGCCCUCUCCCUUGUUUUGUUCAGAAUUGCUUUUCAUCUCGUUACGUUACAAUUGCACGAGUUUCGCUUCCGUGACUUUCCCUUGCUUAGCGAUGUAUUGGCUGAGCGCGUGAACGUGCGCGUGCAUGUGUGCAUGUGUGUGUGGGUGUGAUAACAGUGAACAGUGAACGGUGAACAAUGGGA